UCAUCACUGAGUAAACGCAAGCGGAUAAUACAUAUACAUAGAUAGGCUCGCAUUCGAUCGAGGUAGAAUUCCGGGAAACGGUGGCGACCAGUGUUGCCGCUACGAAGCCUGUCCUACAGAAAAGAUUGAAGUCGGAGACGGGAAAUAUUUCACGGAGCGAUGGGUAAGGACAUGGUGCCAUCUACCAAGGGCUCAAGGAAACCCACCACAAAACCCAGUAUUCUCGAUCGGCUCCUGACGCCCGUCAGGAAAGCAGCGAGACGUGCUAUCGAAGCUACGAUCGGAUCGAAAGAUGCGCAGACAGAUCCCGAAGUAGAUGCUCCGGGCUCUGCUCAAGACGAUCCCGAUGUGGAUGACGCCACUGAUCAUCAUCCGACCAGAUCGACGCAAACCUCCGUGAAUGCAAGGCCCGUCAAUCCUCCCCUCGACUUGCCACACGGUUCGCUAGCCUCGCCGGCGAUGCCAGUAUCGACGAAAUCGGUCGUGAGGCGACCAUCACCUGUGAUCGACCAGGGUGCCGUCAACGCUUCGUCCGCUACCACCUCCGUCCUGAUUCACCAAUCGGGUCGGACCGGUAGCUCCUCGAUGGAUUCUUUCUUGCAGUGGUUGCCUCCAGCCCGCCAACUCGUCUACGAGACCGAUACCCUUCUCUAUUGGUGUGCGGUGCUUGGCUAUGUUGUGACAGGAACUCUAUAUAAUGGAGGUUCAAUUGAUUUGAAUCAAAAAUCAAAGACCACUAGGAAGGAAUCUUUUCCCCUUUCCAGGAACUGCAGGAAGAGAUCUAAACAAAAGUCAACUAUCAUCACAGUUGACCACAACAAACCAGAUCUCGUUUUGACCUACAUGUCAUAUGGUCUGUACGACACUUGGAGGGUGUGCAUGGUCAUUGAAGCGAAACCUGCAAUAGAAUGGGGCACUGCUAUGGCUCAAAUCAUCGUGUAUAUGAUGAAAGCUUUCCUAAUGGACGGCUGUACCAUGGGUCUGGUGGUAGCGGGAACCGAAUAUCGCUUCCUCUUCUGGUCGGUCGACCCGAACGGUGUUCAGCGCCUGUACAUGGUCGUCCCAGAAAGAUAUAGUGUCUCCGGGAAGCGAAUUGGGAAGUCGAUCACGUUUCAAGCAGCCGUCGACAACUUGACAGACAGUGGGAUCGAGUGGUGCCUAUCGUCAUCCUCGGACCAGCUUGCUUCUCUUUCGAAGCGCAACCUAUUCCGGAUCUUCUCGCACCUCGAGCGACAAACGGCUGCAAUGGAUCAGCGACGAACGGCAGCACUCGACGGACAAACCGGUCUCGCCUUCGACGGUUGUCCACCGGAUCUCGAACAAGCGAAACGGAUCGAAAUCACGGGGAACCUGUGGGACCACAUGCCAGGAAGCGAUCUUCCGGCGACCAACGGACUGGGUGCUCCUCGGAACGUAGACGGCGGCGAUCCAAGCGACGCGGGCACAAACGGCGAGGCGGACCAGAUAGAUAACGAUGAUAAUCCUGAACAAGGAACGGAUGGGGCUAUCCAGAGCGACGACGGCCUGGACGAUAUGAAGGAAGAGACUCGACAGUUGAUGUUGAUGUUCGGGAGGUUCCAAACGAUGGGGCGAGUCAAACACCAGGUCGAUACUUGGCGCGCCAAAACGAACGAAUCAGCGUCACCUGCAGCGCCCGGCAUGGUCGCCUCGACAAGCGACUCUGCUACGAAAGAGAGCGCUAUCGGAUACGGCCAUCAGAACUAUACUGCUGAAGACUGGGAUUUCAUCUUCCAAGAAUAGCCUCAAGAGAAUUCUGCUACAAGCCACCGAUAUCAUAUCCCAUAGAUUCCGCGCAUCUCGCUGUCUAACACAUAUCAUGUCCGCAAGGUAUUACAUCUCGAAAUUCUGUCCGGCAGAGCAACAGGCACCGUCCUCGUCAUGAGACGACAUGGAGUCGAGCCAGAUUUCAUAACCUGAAUUCGGCGCCGAGCACUCAAGACCAUGUACACAACUGCAGCGCCUCGUCGGCCGGGGGGGAAGGGUUUAGGCGGGAUGGGGAUAGGAAAGGCUUAUCAAGGGACUGAUCAACUAAAAAUGAACGUCAUAUGUUAUACACCAUGUCUUGUACAUUCGGUU
Molecule: messenger RNA, 2097 nt
Organism: Filobasidium floriforme
Lineage: Eukaryota; Fungi; Basidiomycota; Tremellomycetes; Filobasidiales; Filobasidiaceae
Exons: 5
Coding region: 160-1761 (533 amino acids)
Source: RefSeq, a predicted model, not a curated record